Messenger RNA from Lodderomyces theae, 3144 nucleotides. RefSeq names its product AAA family ATPase peroxin 1 (gene PEX1). Gene Ontology annotation, cellular component: peroxisome; cytosol; peroxisomal membrane. The transcript has a single exon. The record is from RefSeq and is a predicted model, not a curated record. Gene Ontology annotation, biological process: protein import into peroxisome matrix. NCBI's taxonomy places the organism in Eukaryota, Fungi, Ascomycota, Pichiomycetes, Serinales, Debaryomycetaceae. Gene Ontology annotation, molecular function: ATP binding; ATP hydrolysis activity. The coding region runs from base 1 to 3144 and encodes 1047 amino acids.
AUGGAUAAUCAUAGAGCCACUAUUGCAUUCAAAACUUUGCGGUCGAACUUGGUGAAUUUGCCUUCGAAUUUAACCAAUCUAUUAUUCACGGCCAAUAUUCAAGUACAAGAUGUCAUCAUAGAGAUUGUUUCCCCACCCGGAGCGGGUCUGCAACUGAAGGCAUCAAAGAAGUCAUCGUAUGCAGGGUGGUCUGGGAUGUCCUCUUCUACCUUGCAGAGCUUGGAAAUAGACCCGAUUUUUGCCCAGUCCUUGUCUAUCCCUGAUAAAGCAUUGGUAUACAUUAAUUUAAAGUUGGGCAACUACGAAGCGUCGAAUAUAAACUUGGAGCCCUUAACCAGUUCAGAUUGGGAGGUUGUUGAGUUGAAUGCACAAUUGAUCGAGGACAAGUUAUUGAGUCAAACACGUUGUGUUGCAUUGAAUCAAAUCUUGGUGGUUUAUCCCAACGCCAGCACCUCAGCAAAAUUGCUCGUGACUGACAUUGGAUCCACUGAACACAAGUACGCUAAGGUAUCCCCGUAUUGUGAAAUUGCAAUUGCUCCCAAAGUGAGAACGAAAAGCGAGGUGCCUGAAACGACUAGCGUUAGUAGCCGAAAGAGCUCAUCAAAAAAGGAGAAUUAUAAUGCAUUGCCCCUGGUUUUGAAAAGAGGGAUUAGUUUACCUCAUAAAUUAUACAGGAAUGUUGAGGAUAGUGGGUACAAAGUAUUUGUGAAUCGCAGCGAGAUACCGGACAAUUUCGGGCCGUAUGCUGCCGUGUCGAUCCUUCCUGGUCCAAAUGACUUGAAAAACACAUUACUGCAAGACAAUGACGUGAAGGAAAAUAAAAGAAUUGUAGCUGAGCUUGUGGACUAUGAUGGUGUUUCCAAUAAUGUAGGGUUGUCCCGGAACUUGGCCAUUGCUUUGAAUGCAUUUGAACAAACAGGUAACAUUGUUGUUUUAAAGCCAGCAGUUAGUGAAUUGCUCAAACGUCCCACUACCUUUAUCAUACAACCGUACACAAUCACCUCAAAUAAAAAAAAGGAGGUGAAUCAAACAAAAACAACCAAAUUGACCAAACAAUUAACCGAGGCAUUGUAUCCACAAAUAGCAGCUGUGCCGGUUACCAAUUUUAUGAAAGUCCCUAGUAUCGCUGGUGUAUUACCAUAUGGCGGGGUUUUGAGAUUUCGCAAAAAUGAAAAUUACAACGCUUGGAUCAAACCUUAUGAUUUAGGUAGAAAAAAGCCUAUCAAAAUCGAACUUGGAGAAGAUCUACUUCGCCCACAAUCAUUUAUCCAGGAAAUUGAACUCGAAGGCUCUGCUAAAGAAGCUGACAAGCCGAUUGGUAUUGACAAAGUUGUUUCGGAUUUGGUUGAUUCGUUUCUUGUGUCUUCAAACACAGGAACACUUGUAUAUGGUAAUUCAGGAAGUGGGAAGACUUUGUUUCUCAAACAAGUUAGUAAUAUAUUGAAUCAGGAGCACGGAUACUUUACCAAAUUUGUCUCUUGUGAGACGCUCAUGAACGAAUCAUUUCAAAACCUAUCAAAAAACCACAUUUUCAAAUGGCUACAGCAAUGUUCGUGGAACAAACCCUCAUUAUUGGUUCUUGACAAUAUAGAUAAAAUCAUGAACAUUGAAAUGGAAAACAUGGAUGCUACAAAAUCAAACCAAACUACGGAAUACUUUAUUUCGCAAUUGACAAAAUUGCAUAAUCAACCAAAUUCAAAUAUUUCUAUUCUUUGUUCGUCAACGUCAAAAGAAAGCUUGAAUAAGCUUUUACUUGGUUCUCAUUUGAUUGAAAAUUACCAUCAUGUGACUGCGCCUGAUAAACCUUUGCGUUUCCAAAUUAUUGAAAAGUACUUAACCGAAGAUUUAAAGUGUAAGUUGGAUGUGGACUUAAUGGACUUGGUUAGUGAAACCGAGGGCUACUUACCCAAUGACUUGAAGAUUCUUUGUCAUCGAAUUUACCAUCAGUGCUUAUCCAACCUGUCUAAUGAAGAUGAAGAAACAACCAACGUUGUUGAAUCCAAGCACAUAGAUGACGCAAUUAGCGGAUUCACUCCUUCGAGUUUGCGUGGUGUCAAGCUCCAAAAAUCGGGCACGAGCUGGUCCGAUAUUGGUGGGCUAACCGAAGCCAAAAGGAUUCUUUUGGAAACACUUGAAUGGCCAACUAAAUAUGCACCGAUUUUUGCAAAUUGUCCCUUGAGGCUUCGUUCAGGUAUUUUGCUAUAUGGGUAUCCCGGUUGUGGUAAAACAUUGCUUGCUAGUGCAAUUGCUGGACAAUGUGGGUUAAAUUUCAUUUCCAUCAAGGGGCCAGAGAUUUUGAAUAAGUAUAUUGGUGCUUCGGAGCAAAGUGUACGAGAAUUGUUUGAGCGUGCACAAGCGGCAAAGCCAUGUAUAUUGUUUUUUGAUGAGUUUGAUUCGAUUGCUCCCAAAAGAGGGCAUGACUCAACGGGUGUCACUGACCGUGUUGUUAAUCAAAUGUUGACUCAAAUGGAUGGUGCUGAAGGAUUGGAUGGAGUAUAUGUUCUUGCUGCUACUUCGAGGCCUGAUUUAAUUGAUAGUGCAUUGUUGAGACCAGGUAGAUUGGAUAAGAGUGUCAUUUGCGACAUGCCUAAUUUCGAGGACAGGUUGGAUAUCUUGAGGAGCAUAACCACGAAGAUGGACUUGUCUGAGGACGUAAAGUUGGAGGAAAUUGCAGACCAGACAGCCGGGUUCAGUGGUGCCGAUAUGCAGGGGUUGGGAUACAAUGCAUACUUGAAAGCUGUUCAUGUGAGACUAGAAGAAUUAGAAGCCAAAGAUAACGAUGAGGAACAAGGUAAAGAUGAUGACGAAAACGCAGUGGAGUUUUUCAAAGUUGGUGAUGCACCGAAAUUGAAAAAUCCCGAGAGGAUCAAAUUGUUGCAUCAAAUACAGCAAUUUGUUGCAAAUGAAAAGCAACUGGCUAGUGAUCACUCCAAACAGUCUAAACUGUCUCGUGUCGAGCAGCCCAAAGUGCAUAUCACGCAUGCAAAUUUUGUCGAAUCGCUCAAGGAGACAAAACCAUCAAUUUCCCACUCGGAAAAGACCAAAUUGACCAAAAUCUACUCCCAAUUUAUUGAUAGUAGAGAUGGUAACAUGCCAGAUGGAAGUGCAAGCAAUGAGGUUGGUGGAAGAACUACAUUAAUGUAA